AUGCCAGCUCUCAAGGAUAUCUUCUCCGGCGUACGUCUGCCAAAAAGAGACAGCGACAACGCCAAACCAGCGGCAGAACCAUCGAGGCUGCGUAAAAGAUAUGCCACGCUUGCGAAGGGGAGCACCGAUAGCUACGGCGGCCAGCCUCUUGGCUUGCAUCAAGGAGUUCCGCACUUUGGACAUGAGCCGCAUCCGAAGGCCGUUCAUCCUGCUCAGUCGGCGCUGGAUCCCGAGAUAGCACUCAGCGGGUCAGCUGCGUGGCCGCAACGCGAAGGGGCCUUGAUCCCAAAGCGUCUAUCUGUGGUUGAUAUGAACUACAGAGCGUCGGGCCCGAGAGCUCGCCGAUUGAAGAGUCCUCAAAAAGCUAUACCGGAUGAGAGUUCUAGCGUAAUUGCCAGCAACUCAUCCCCGAAAGCAGUGUCCGGGCAGAGCGGUUCAAACGGACGCAGCGAGCGGUCGGCCGCUGGCAGUAAGAACUUCGUUACCGCGCCAUUGGCGCUGACUGAACAAAGCAAGCCGGCUCCUGAGCAAUACCGGUCAAAAGACUCAAGGGCAGACAGGAAGAAGCAGAUGCCGCCUUUCCGUGACCUCGGCUGGAACCAGUACGGCGACUCUGUGGCGAUCGACAUCAACCUAGCCUACUGGGCACACACUUUAGGUAUCCAUCUACCUGAUCGCCCAAUCGUAAGCAAUAAAUCACCCGGUAACUCUUCGAAGAAGCUACAGGAAAGAUCAAACCCACAAGAUCGGACGGCUGUGAGGAAAUUGGAUGGAUGUCCCACGCUCAAGCGAUGGAUGAACAACCAAGACAUCAGCGGGACUCAAUACGAAAGUCUCAAGACCGAGCUCAAGACACUCCAAGCUGAACGGUAUGCGGAGAGGGAGGAACAACGUAUGCUCCAGCUUAUGGACGAGCUGGGAAGACUGGAGCACGCAGCCAGAGUAGAAGAACACGCGGCCUGCUCAGCAGCUUCGGAAGGGGGCACAAGCCAGUCAGGGAUGGCGUCCAGCUCCGCCGCUUGCAAGUCCAUCCACAAUCGGCUCGAGGAGCGGAACAAGGCGACUUUAGCAGCUGGUCUUGCAGCUGCGCAAGCUCGAUUGACUGAAUGUACGGUGUGUGGCGAUAUCAAGGAACCUUGGGAGGUGUUUGCUACGGCGCCAACAACCAUGUGCACCCACCCACCGCAGACCUGCAUCGAAUGCCUGCAGACCUGGGUUGCGAGCGAAUUCUCCACUAAAGGCACCCACGGCAUCAAGUGUCCCGAUUGCCCUCUGACCCUCGAAUACGCCGACAUCCAGACUUCCGCUUCUCUCGCAACCUUCGAAGCCUACGACCGCCUAGCAACGCGCAAUGCUCUCGGCAGCCUCGACGAGUUCGGAUGGUGUUUGAAACCCGGCUGCGGAUCCGGACAAAUGAACAUCGACAACAACGCCUUCAUGGACUGUGCGAGUUGCGGCUUCAAGCAGUGUCUGACGCAUAAAGUCCCCUGGCAUACUGGUGAGACGUGCGAGCAGUACGAGUAUCGCUCAAGCGGGCAGAAGAAGCGGGACGAGAAGAGGAAGACGGUGGCGAUGCUGGACAAGGUGUCGAAAAAGUGUCCGAAUCGGGCUUGUGGGUGGCGUAUCCAGAAGACUAGCGGCUGCGAGCACAUGACUUGUCGGAAGUGCAGACAUCAGUUCUGCUGGCUGUGCUUGUGCUCGCAUGCUGAGAUUAAGCGGAUUGGGAACACGGCGCAUGCGAAGGACUGCAAGUUCCAUUCGGACAAUAUCAAGCCUUCUUGGCCGUUCAAUGCGCACUAG
Molecule: messenger RNA, 1800 nt
Organism: Saxophila tyrrhenica
Lineage: Eukaryota; Fungi; Ascomycota; Dothideomycetes; Mycosphaerellales; Extremaceae
Exons: 2
Coding region: 1-1800 (599 amino acids)
Biological process (GO): positive regulation of proteasomal ubiquitin-dependent protein catabolic process; protein polyubiquitination; ubiquitin-dependent protein catabolic process
Cellular component (GO): ubiquitin ligase complex; cytoplasm
Molecular function (GO): ubiquitin protein ligase activity; zinc ion binding; ubiquitin conjugating enzyme binding
Source: RefSeq, a predicted model, not a curated record